UUACUCCUUGCACGAGCCGUGGCUCUGCUUCUCUCUCUCUCUGUCUCUCUCUCUCUCUCUCUCUGGGCUAGUGAGAUCAAGCUGCGAUCAUGGAGAUCACCAACGUUUCGGAGUAUGAGGCCGCUGCUAAGGAGAAAUUGCCAAAAAUGGUCUUUGACUACUAUGCUUCUGGUGCGGAUGACCAGUGGACUCUUAAGGAGAACAGGGAAGCAUUUUCCAGAAUACUGUUUCGCCCGCGUAUACUUAUUGAUGUCUCAAGGAUUGAUCUAACUACAACUGUUCUGGGUCACAAGAUCUCUAUGCCCAUCAUGCUUGCUCCAUCUGCUAUGCAUAAGAUGGCUCACCCAGAAGGAGAGAAUGCUACAGCUAGAGCAGCAUCAGCAGCUGGCACUAUUAUGACUAUAUCAACAUUUUCUACUUCAAGUUUUGAAGAAGUUUCCUCAACAGGACCAGGAACUCGCUUCUUCCAGCUUUAUGUUUUAAAAGACAGGAAUGUAGUUGCACAGCUCGUUAGAAGAGCUGAGAGGGCUAAUUUCAAGGCAUUAGUCCUUACAGCUGAUACUCCUGUUCUUGGUCACAGAGAAGCUGAUGUGAAGAACAGGUUUGUUUUGCCUUCAUCUUUGAUCUUCAAGAACUUUGAGGGCUUAGACCUUGGCAAAAUGGAGAAGACUAAUGAUUCUGGGAUUGCUUCUUAUUUUGCAAAUCAAAUUGACCGAUCUCUGAGCUGGAAGGAUGUCAAGUGGUUGCAGACAAUCACUUCCUUGCCAAUUCUUGUUAAAGGAGUUCUAACUCAGGAAGAUGCAAGGCUUGCCAUCCAAAAUGGAGCAGCCGGUAUCAUCGUAUCGAACCAUGGUGCCCGUCAGCUUGAUUAUGUUCCAGCAACUAUCACUGCUCUUGAAGAGGUUGUCAAGGCUGUAGAAGGCCGAGUUCCUGUAUUUUUGGACAGCGGAAUUCGACGUGGAACUGAUGUCUUCAAAGCAUUAGCUCUGGGAGCCUCUGGUGUUUUUGUUGGAAGGCCUGUGGUGUUCUCAUUAGCAGUGGAUGGAGAAGCUGGAGUAAGAAAGAUGCUGCAGAUGCUUAGAGAUGAGUUUGAGCUGUCUAUGGCUCUCAGUGGCUGCACAUCUCUCAAGCAAAUUACCCGCAGUCAUGUCAUCACACCGUCCGACAUGAAUCGUGCCACUUCCAGGUUAUAAUUAUAAAUUUUUUUUAUUUUUUUUGGAAAUACUAUUAUUUAUUGUGUUGUCAUGUAAAACAUUUGAUUGCUUUU
Molecule: messenger RNA, 1267 nt
Organism: Dendrobium catenatum
Lineage: Eukaryota; Viridiplantae; Streptophyta; Magnoliopsida; Asparagales; Orchidaceae
Product: peroxisomal (S)-2-hydroxy-acid oxidase
Exons: 12
Coding region: 90-1193 (367 amino acids)
Cellular component (GO): peroxisome
Molecular function (GO): FMN binding; oxidoreductase activity
Source: RefSeq, a predicted model, not a curated record